AUGGAUUCCGACGAGGAGCAGGAGCAGAUGUUCGCCGAGCUUCAUGAAGAAGAAACGGCUGCCGCCGCCCAAGACGAGGAGCACCUGCUCAUCCUCGCUUGCCUGUCCGGCUUCAAGCAAGAUGGGCGAACAGGAUUUGAGUUCGAGUAUGCUAAACCCCAGAAGCACUGGAGCACAUUCUUGUCGCGACUACUACUAGGCUCAGUGUUUCUCCUCCCCGUCGUCUUGACGGCGCCGAGCCCCAUGGCUAGCUCACCGGAGAACAAGCCAAUGGGUUCACCGCCACCAUUCCCUUCCGCACGUCGUCCCCAAGAAAACCCCCAACCCACUGACCCCGAUCCGCCGGAGCCAGCCCAAUCAGAUCACACCAAGCCGACCCCGCCGCCGCAUCCAGGAAAUGCCACUGCCACCGCGGCGUCCCCGGAAGCUUACGAAUCACCGGCGCCGGUGCCGAAGCCGGAGCCGAAGGACGGAACAGCGCGGCAGGAGGCCCGGCCGUCUUCGCUCUCCGCGCCACCUGCGCUCGAAGCCACGGAACCAGUGGGGCCCACCUCGCCUUUGCCGCCGCCAAAGUUCGAGGCUUGCCCCGAGGCAGCGACCACGGGGGCGUCGCCAUCCCCGUCGCCCCAAAUAUUGGCGCCCUCGGCCGCGGCCGGUACUCCACCGCCGUCGACCCCAUCUAGUCCCCCAGGCGCCCUGUCGGAUGCGGCCCCCGCUGAUUCGGCAGCAAUGGUGUCCAAGGAUGCAGCUUGGCUACCUGCUGCGCUCGAAUCGAUGGAUUCAAAUCGGCCUACCGCGCCGACGCCGCCUAAGCCACCACUGAAGAGUGGACAAGAGGGGUUCUUGCCGCAACAGCACCCGCGACCACCUUGUCCUACCGUGCUUCCGGGGUGUGAAAAUUCAGAGCCCGCACAGCCGCCUUCUCCUCGCCGUCCCGCCCCGGCUAACAUUGCACACGCCUCGCCUGACACAGCCGAGGCCGAUGCAAUGGCAGUGACUUCGGCUGAGCCUUGUGCGUCGUCAGCAUGUAAGAGUGAGGCUGAGGAGUCAUUUGAACUCCCAAUGCCUAUACCGCUUUCUUCCCCAACAGAGGCUGGACCCUGGUCGCCGGAGAUGGCACCUCAGGCGUUUGAGAAAUUCGAAUCUUCAUGGCCGCCACUACCCUCUCCCAACCUGUCAGUCAAAACUACACACUCAUUCCCAAAUGCAUCCAUGCCGGAGGAAGCGUCGAAUUCACUGACUGUAUUGGAAGCUAUGGAUGCAAGGAUAAACACUGCACCUGGCCUUCCUCGGCCAUCAUUUGGGUCUUUGCAACAGCCACUGCUGAGACCACUUUCUCCCAUCACACAAGCUGAGCUCUGCUCACCAGAUAUGCCACCUCCUGGGUCUGAGAGUUUGUCAAGGCUGCCGCCACCCAAUGAGACCACAUAUACCUCGUUCCAUUUGAUUUCCACCAAGGCAGAGACAGUAAAAACUGAGGAAGCGGUUUUGUCAGUGCCAGCAUUGGAGGCAAUACAUGUGGAGACAGACGGUGCACGCAAUUUGCUGCCACCAUUGGAGAGCAAGGGGGAGGGGUUAUUGAAACAGCCACUGUUGAGAUCAACUACUCCAGUGACGCAGUCUGAAACUUGUUCACCGAAGAUGGCACCUCCCAGGUUUGAGAGUCUUAGAUCGUCAUGGCAACCGCUAUCCACUCCUCUUUGUGGGACUACACAUAUCAUGCAAGAAGCAGCUGCAGCGGAGCCUUUGGCCGUGAAGCUGGAGGAAGAGGCUGGGCCACGACCUGCAUUGGAGGAAAUGGAUGUGGACAUGCAUGCUGUACAUCCCCUCCUGGCACCCUUAGAGAGUGGAAUGGAGGGGUCACUGCAAGAGGAACAUCCUAGACCCCCUUCUCCCACUGUGCAAGAUGUGCCCUGUUCGCCAGAUAUGGCACCUCCGGGGUUUGAGAAUUUUAAGUCACCACAGCUACUGCUACCGUCUCCACUCUUGGCACAGACUGCAUACACCUGCAACGAUCCAGCCACCAGUGAAGCUGAACAAGUGUCAGAGGAUGCUGCUCAGCCAUCGCCUGCACCGGAAGCAAUGGAUGUGAAGAUGGAGAUAUCAUUGGAGAGUGGAGCAGAGGGAUCAUUGCCACAACAACUGCACGAGCUGCCAACUCUUAAGGAGAAGAGUACUGCUUGUUCACUCGAGAUGGUGACUUCAGGGCAUGAGAACUUGCAGCUUUUGCCAUUGCCUCCUCUUCUUCCUGAAAUUCGGACGCCUAAGGUCUUGGCUGAUAUGGCUGCCACUGAGUCAGUUAUAGAGGCAUUGGAUCAAGUGCAUCAUCUAGUGCCUCUGCUGGGGGCAAUUGAAGAGGGCACAUCACUCAUUCUGUCACCACCGUUGGAGAGUGGUUCUGAGGGGUUGUUGCCACAUCUAGAGCCACAGGCAAUGGAUACAAACAUGGACCGUUCAACUACAGAGCUCCUGCUAUCAGGGAAUGGAGCAGAGGGGACAUCGCCCCAGCGACAGCAUCAGCAAUCUUCACCAAGUAUGCAGGCUGCACCCUGUUCAUUGGGCGACUUGGAACUUCUGCCACCACCACCGCCUCCUUUCAUCAGCAAAGAAAUGGGUCAAAUGGUAUGUGGAAGCUGCCGUGAACUUAUUGCUUAUCCUAGAGGGGCUGUUCAUGUACAGUGUGCUGGCUGUCGGACAAUAAACCUUGUAUUGGAAGCCCAUGAAGUUGGUAAUGUACGCUGUGGACGAUGUGAGAUAUUGUUGAUGUAUCCUUUGGGGGCUCCUGCUGUAAAAUGUUCUUUGUGCUUUUUCGUCACUGAGAUUGGAGAGCGGAAUGUUCGGCCUCGGAUAUCAGUCCAGCAGGCUGCGUCGCCUCACCCACCAGAGCUGGUUAACCAGGGCUAGUAAUCAAUGUUGGUUCUCUAUACCUGGUUGAUUCCUGUAAUACCAGAAAUCCUGAAACGCAGUCUAAACAAGUAAAAGGAAAACUUGAAAAUGCUGCUGUGGGUAUUCUUGCAGUUUUUUGGCACGGGCAUUUUGCUCGUGUGGGGGCGCGGCCUCGGGGCC
Messenger RNA from Lolium rigidum, 3066 nucleotides. RefSeq names its product flocculation protein FLO11-like. The transcript is spliced from 6 exons. Lineage: Eukaryota; Viridiplantae; Streptophyta; Magnoliopsida; Poales; Poaceae. The coding region runs from base 1 to 2904 and encodes 967 amino acids. The record is from RefSeq and is a predicted model, not a curated record.